Messenger RNA from Selaginella moellendorffii, 537 nucleotides. Its product is annotated as pentatricopeptide repeat-containing protein At3g12770-like. NCBI's taxonomy places the organism in Eukaryota, Viridiplantae, Streptophyta, Lycopodiopsida, Selaginellales, Selaginellaceae. Gene Ontology annotation, molecular function: RNA binding; protein binding. The record is from RefSeq and is a predicted model, not a curated record. The transcript has 2 exons. Gene Ontology annotation, biological process: RNA modification. Bases 1 to 537 code for a protein of 178 amino acids.
AUGGAAGGUUUCGGAUUGAAAGCCAGCGACACAACUUUCGCUGGGAUCCUGGGAGCUUUCUCCUCGCUCGAGGAAGGGAAGAAGAUCCAUUCCAGAGCUCAUGCCAGGCAAGGAGAGGCCGUGCAGGCGCUGGAGCUUUUCGAGAGGAUGGAACUGGAGCCCAACGAAGUCACCUUUGCAAGCGUUUUCAACGCUUGCUCUUUGAUGCUGGAUCAUCGGGAGGUGGGAAAGCGGAUCCAAGAUCGUAUUCGAGGCUCUCACCUGGAAGCCAAUGUGACCGUGGCCACUGCCAUCGUGACCAUGUAUCGCAAGUUCGGGAAAGUUGGCAUGGCGAGACAAGUUUUCAAUGGGAUCCAGCACAAGAAUGUGGUGUCCUGGAACGCGAUGCUGGGAGCUUACACACAGAAUAAUCUGGACAGGGAAGCUCUUGAAGUCUAUCACGAGAUGGUGGCGCAGAAAGUCCAUCGGGACGAAGUUACGGUGGUGAUUGCUCUGGGUAUCUCUGCAAGCUUACGACUGCUAAAACUCGGGCGUUGA